Messenger RNA from Colletotrichum spaethianum, 2082 nucleotides. RefSeq names its product minor extracellular protease vpr. Gene Ontology annotation, molecular function: tripeptidyl-peptidase activity; serine-type endopeptidase activity. NCBI's taxonomy places the organism in Eukaryota, Fungi, Ascomycota, Sordariomycetes, Glomerellales, Glomerellaceae. The transcript has 11 exons. The record is from RefSeq and is a predicted model, not a curated record. Gene Ontology annotation, biological process: proteolysis. Gene Ontology annotation, cellular component: cytosol. Bases 1 to 2082 code for a protein of 693 amino acids.
AUGCAUCUGCUCAGCAGCAUUGCAGGUCUUCUUGGGCUUCCCACCCUGGGGAGUGCGCAAUCGUUCUCUACUCACCAGACUCCAGAGACUGCCAACGAAGCCAACAAUGCCACUGUCCCUGUUGCCAAAAGCUACAUCAUUGAAUACACUUCAGGAUUCGCCAAGGCUCGUCGCGAUGUUGCACUAGCCGCCGAUAUCAAAGUUUUGAAGAACUUUGAGAGUGACAUUUUCUCAGGCGCAAGCAUUGAGACCGACACCCACAACAUUGACAGCCUUCAAGGUUUGGCCGGAGUCGCUAGCGUCUGGCAAAACACACGUGUCGCGUUAUCUCCCGUCGAAGCUCUCCAGGCCAUCGACGAAGCUGCUGCUGAAGACUACACUACCCACAACACAACCGGUGUCAGCAAGCUUCAUGACAAGGGCAUCUUUGGCCAAGGCGUGAAGGUCGGUGUCGUGGACUCUGGAACAUGGUAUCAACAUCCGGCACUUGGGGGUGGCUUUGGUGAAGGUUUCAAAGUCGCUGGAGGGUAUGACUUUGUCGGCAACGGCAUCUGGCCAUACGAGGACAAGUCCCCGGAUGACGAUCCAGAGGAUCAACUGGGACAUGUAACUAACGAGCGUAAAGGAACACAUGUUGCUGGGAUCAUUGCUGGCAAGAACGACUUCUGGAGCGGAGUGGCUCCUGCAGCCUCCCUUUACUCAUACAAGGUCUUCGCUCAAUUGGACUCAACAGAUGAAGCGACUCUCAUCGAAGCAUUUCUCAGAGCCUACACUGAUGGCGUUGACAUUAUCACUGCCAGCAUCGGUGGACCGGGUGGUUGGUCUACCACUGCGUGGGCUGAAGUUGCAUCUCGUUUAGUUGAUGAGGGUGUUGUUGUCACCAUUGCCAACGGUAACUCUGGAGCUGCUGGAGCUUUCUUUGGAAGUACCGGCUCCUCGGGUAAGAAAGUUCUUGCUGUUGCUUCAGUCGAGACCGAGCAGUAUCCUGCGUCGCCAUUUGAAUUUACUUCCACCGUGAACGGGGAGAGUAAAACUGUCAAGGCUGGUUACCUGCCGUCAACUUACUACUUCUCAACCGACAUCACCGACUGGCCUAUAGUCCCCUUGAACUUUGAUACCACCGAUCCUGCAGACGGAUGUGAGCCCUACCCGGAAGGUACACGCAGACUUGAGGGUGUCAUACCUUUGGUUCGCCGAGGUACCUGCACUUUCGCCAUCAAACAAGCGAACCUUGUUGCUCUUGGUGCUGAGUACAUUCUGUUUUACAACAAUGAGAAUCCUAUCAUCACUCCAGGAACAGAUUAUGAUGCUGGUCUCAUCGCCCUCAUCACCGCCGCUGCUGGCGAGGCUAUCAUUGAUACUGUCAAGGCGGGUGGCAAUGUAACUGCGGACUUCUCUCAUAACCCCGAACAGGUGGUGGGAUUGGAGUAUCCAGCGGGCGGAAGACCCAACACUUUUACUUCCUGGGGGGCCUCUAAUGACCUAGACAUCAAACCCGACAUCGCAGCCCCCGGAGGCCAGAUCUUCAGCACAUACCUUGACAAUACCUAUGCUUUGCUUUCGGGAACGUCCAUGGCCACACCGUACGUCGCAGGUGUUGCGGCUCUCUACAUCAGCGCACACGGCGGACGAUCCGUGCAUGGAAAGGACUUCGCCAAACUACUCCACCAAAAGAUCAUUGCCAGCGGAACUUCACUCCCCUGGUCUGACGGAACAGCUACCGAUUAUGGCUUCUCUGCAUCAGUAGCUCAAGUCGGCAACGGUCUUAUCAACGCUUUCAAGGUCGUCAACUACACUACCGACAUUACGUUCAACAAGAUUGCUCUCAAUGACACGCACUACUUCAGCCGUUAUCACGAUGUGACCGUAACCAACAAGGGGUCCAAGGAUGUUAGCUACAAAUUCUCGUAUGAAGCGGCUGCGGGUGUGGAAAUCCUCGGCUGGUACCCCUUCGUUGUACCUUGGGGAGGGGAGAAGAGGCUGAAAAGUUUUACCGAGUUAACACCCAAGAGCCUGCCGGUACAGGUUUCUGUGCCGAGAGAUUUUACGCUGAAACCUGGUGAGAGCAAGACUGUGAGGUAA